Messenger RNA from Rhincodon typus (whale shark), 3606 nucleotides. RefSeq names its product NAD(P) transhydrogenase, mitochondrial-like. Gene Ontology annotation, molecular function: NAD binding; NADP binding. The record is from RefSeq and is a predicted model, not a curated record. The coding region runs from base 231 to 3476 and encodes 1081 amino acids. NCBI's taxonomy places the organism in Eukaryota, Metazoa, Chordata, Chondrichthyes, Orectolobiformes, Rhincodontidae. Gene Ontology annotation, cellular component: mitochondrial inner membrane. The transcript is spliced from 22 exons. Gene Ontology annotation, biological process: proton transmembrane transport; NADPH regeneration.
UCAAACCUUCUUCCUGCAGCAGUAUCACAUGAGGGUUUAUUUAAAGGAAAAAAAGAGCGGUGAACAGCGUCUGACGUGAAUGAAGGUCACAGGGAGAGAGUGAUCCCUCCCUUUCUGUCCCGGCUGCCGGGCUCGGGGAAUUGCAGAUCCGUUGCCCGGCUUGACUCAGCUUCAGAGUGGCUCAAUAUUGACAUAAAAAUAGAACAACAAUCCUAAGCCCUCUGUUCAUCAUGGCCAGUUUAUUCCGCGGUGUGACGUACUGCACUUUACCACUGUUCCAAAGUGUACCAGCUCUUACGGUUAAACAAACACCCUGCAAACGUUAUUUUAAAACUUAUCGGGUUUUGUGGAACCAACAAGCAAUUAAAGGUGUCCGUUACAAAGAUUUGGUGGUUGGGAUUCCUAAAGAAAUCUAUAAGAAUGAGAAGAGAGUGGCCGUGUCUCCUGCAGGUGUUGAAGCUCUUGUUAAGCAGGGAUUUACUGUGAAAGUGGAGUCCACGGCCGGUGAAGGUGCCAAGUUCUCUGACGAUCAAUAUCGAGAGGCUGGAGCCACUAUUAAUGAGACAAAAGAUGUUUUUGGAUCGGACAUUGUUUUAAAGGUCAGGGCUCCAAGCUUCAAUAAUACGUUGGGAGCACAUGAAGCAGACCUACUAAAGGAGAGAGCUACUCUUAUCAGUUUCAUCUAUCCAGCCCAAAAUGCUGACCUCAUGAGUAAACUUGCUGAGCGCAAAGCCUCAGUCCUAGCGAUGGACCAGGUCCCUCGAGUUACUAUAGCUCAGGGAUAUGAUGCUCUUAGUUCCAUGGCUAACAUAGCAGGGUAUAAGUCUGUUGUCCUGGCAGCUAACCAUUUUGGUAGAUUUUUCACUGGUCAGAUAACAGCUGCUGGAAAAGUACCUCCUGCAAAGGUACUGGUUAUUGGGGGAGGUGUUGCUGGUUUAGCUGCUGCUGGUGCUGCAAAAUCGAUGGGAGCCAUAGUCCGUGGUUUUGACACAAGAGCUGCAGCCUUGGAACAGUUUAAAUCAUUUGGAGCAGAGCCUCUUCAAGUUGAUGUGGAGGAGUCAGGAGAAGGAACUGGAGGAUAUGCUAAAGAGAUGUCAAAGGAAUUUAUUGAAGCUGAAAUGGCACUGUUUGCCAAACAGUGUAAGGAAGUGGAUAUUCUCAUUAGUACUGCUCUGAUCCCAGGAAAACGGGCUCCAAUUCUAAUCACUCAGGAGAUGGUGGAAACAAUGAAGGAUGGCUCGGUUAUCGUGGAUCUAGCUGCUGAAGCUGGUGGAAAUAUUGCAACAACAAAACCUGGAGAAGUUUAUGUGCACAAGGGUGUGACCCACGUCGGCUAUACAGAUCUACCAAGCAGAAUGGCCACACAGUCCAGUAGCCUGUACUCGAACAACAUUUUGAAGCUCUUAAAGGCAAUUAGCCCUGACAAGGAGUACUUUCACUUUGAGCCCAAGGAUGAAUUUGGCUAUGGAACAGUUGAUCAUGUUAUCCGAGGCACUUUGGUAAUGCAGGAAGGCAAAAAUUUGUUUCCCGCACCCCAACCCUUAAAUGUUCCAGUGAGUGCUCCUGUUAAACAAAAGACAGUUUCGGAGCUUGAAUUUGAAAAAGAGGCCAUGGCUUCUCCCUUCACAAAGACAAUGACCUCUGCGGGAAUCUAUACAACAGGUUUGGCUGGAGUUCUCGGGUUAGGAAUAAGCUCCCCAAAUCCUGCUUUCACUCAGAUGGUUACAACAUUCGGUCUAGCAGGCCUUGUGGGAUAUCACACUGUGUGGGGCGUCACUCCGGCUCUGCAUUCACCGCUAAUGUCUGUGACGAAUGCCAUCUCGGGUCUUACAGCUGUAGGUGGUCUAGUCCUGAUGGGAGGAAGUUACUUACCGUCAUCUGUUCCUCAAACACUUGCCCUCCUGUCGGCAUUUAUAUCAUCGGUUAAUAUAGCAGGUGGUUUCCUUAUUACCCAGCGGAUGUUGGAUAUGUUUAAGCGCCCCACAGAUCCACCUGAAUACAACUAUCUCUACAUGUUACCAGGAGCAGCAUUUCUUGGUGGUUAUAGUGCCUCUUUGGCCAGUGGAUAUAACAUAGAGCAGAUGAUGUACCUUGGUUCCGGUCUGUGUUGUGUUGGUGCAUUGGCUGGACUUUCUGCACAGAAAACAGCAAGAUUGGGAAAUGCACUGGGUAUGAUUGGUGUAGCUGGUGGUCUGGCUGCCACCCUUGGUGCAAUUAAGCCCUCACCAGAACUCCUGGGUCAGAUGUCUUCAGCCAUGGCGAUGGGUGGCACUAUAGGUCUCACCAUUGCCAAACGCAUCGAGAUAUCGGAUUUGCCUCAGCUGGUUGCUGCCUUUCACAGUUUGGUUGGUUUGGCAGCUGUUCUCACCUGCAUUGCUGAGUAUAUGAUCGAGUUCCCACACCUUGAUACAAAUCCUGCUGCGAAUCUUAUUAAGACUGUGGCUUAUUUGGGCACAUACAUCGGUGGCGUGACAUUUAGCGGUUCUCUGGUGGCUUAUGGGAAAUUACAAGGCCUACUAAACUCUGCUCCACUUAUGCUACCUGGCCGGCACUACCUGAAUGCUGGAUUGUUAGCAGCCUCAGUUGGUGGAUUGGUACCAUUCAUGCUGGAUCCCAGUUAUACCACAGGCAUGACCAGUCUAUUAAGUGUCUCUGCUUUGUCAACAAUCAUGGGCGUGACUCUCACAGCUGCCAUUGGUGGGGCUGACAUGCCUGUUGUGAUCACGGUGUUAAACAGUUAUUCUGGUUGGGCCCUGUGUGCAGAAGGUUUUCUGUUGGAUAACAAUUUAAUGACGAUUGUUGGUGCUCUGAUAGGAUCUUCUGGCGCUAUCCUCUCGUAUAUCAUGUGUGUGGCUAUGAAUCGCUCAUUACCCAAUGUAAUCUUGGGAGGAUAUGGAACAUCAUCUACUGGCACAGGCAAACCCAUGGAAAUUGUUGGAACUCACACUGAAGUAAAUGUGGAUCAGGCUGUUGAAAUGAUCAAGGAGGCCAACUCAAUCAUCAUUACUCCAGGUUGGGGCUUAUGUGCUGCAAAAGCUCAGUAUCCAAUAGCUGACAUGGUGAAGAUGCUCAUUGAGCAAGGGAAGCAGGUCAGGUUUGGAAUACAUCCUGUUGCAGGCCGAAUGCCUGGUCAACUCAAUGUACUUCUGGCUGAGGCUGGUGUACCUUAUGACAUUGUUUUAGAAAUGGAUGAGAUAAACGAGGACUUCCCAGAGACUGAUUUGGUUAUGGUUAUUGGUGCCAAUGACACUGUAAAUUCAGCAGCACAGGAAGAUCCCAAUUCUAUUAUUGCUGGCAUGCCUGUUCUGGAGGUCUGGAAAGCCAAGCAGGUUAUUGUGAUGAAACGAACCCUCGGAGUUGGCUAUGCUGCAGUUGACAAUCCUAUCUUCUACAAACCCAACUCUUCAAUGCUGCUUGGUGAUGCAAAGAAGACAUGUGAUGCUCUGCAGGGCAAGAUUAGGGAGAUGGAAAAAUAAACAUUGAUACAGAAAUGUUAUACUGAAUAAACCUGCAAUUCUGUUCCAGAACUUCGUGCUUUGAAGAUUACGGAAACUAACAGAACACCUAAUCCAGGGGAAAUUUGAAAAUAAAUAUUUUCCUAUAUUA